AUGGCUCCGUCCGAAGCUAGCGGUUACUUCAGCUGGACCCAACGAGUCAGCUUCGCCGGCGGCUUCAGUCGCACUAUCGCCAACUUCUACAUCCGUAUCUGCCACCGAGUCAGAUGCGGCUUCUCUACCAGCGACCAAGGUGUCCUCAUCGCCGACUACCACUACAACCCCGUCGCUGCGGCGAUCCUCGACCUUGGACUCCUUAGCCUCCCUUCCGCGGCCUCACGUUUGCCCCUUACGUGGGGACGAAGGCUAAGAGUAAUCUAUGUCGUUUUGGACAACAACUGCACUCAGGUAUUGGUGUCUGUUGAGGCUGCAUCACGUCUAGGUGCAACCGCCAUGUCCCAGGCUGGCACAGUGGUUGUGUAA
Molecule: messenger RNA, 369 nt
Organism: Phytophthora nicotianae INRA-310
Lineage: Eukaryota; Oomycota; Peronosporomycetes; Peronosporales; Peronosporaceae
Exons: 3
Coding region: 1-369 (122 amino acids)
Source: RefSeq, a predicted model, not a curated record